UUUCUCCACUAGAAGGUGGCGGUGACCAAAAAUAUUCUCUCACCCGAAUAUAAAGACAGUGUAAAGUGGAGGAGCAGAGCGACGGAUGGAAUUCCGCUUUCUUUCCACCCAAACCAAAAUGUUCGAGGCAAAAUUCCAGAUUAUUCUUUUGGCAUUUGACCCAAACAGCAUGGCUUUAUUAUGAACUGGCCCCCAUUCAACGCAAAACGUCUGUUUCUCACCAAUAUUUUUUGUUUCAACUCUCACAGCGCUAAGCACUCUCGUCUUUGUAAGCUCCUCGUUCCCUCCUCACUGGGUCUUGCGUUUACAGAAAGCGCCAUUGCUGCAAACGCAAUGAACUUCUUCUUUGAAGGCCUAAGGGUAAAGGGGAAGCUGUUGAUUUGACAGGUUUAGGGGAAGCUGUUGUGAUACAAAAACUUGGGUUGUUGAAUUGGCAUUUUGGGGUUGAAGAAUAGAGGGUUGAUCAAAAUGCCGAGAAAGAGUAAAAGAAGAAAGGAAGAAAUUUGUGAAGAUUAUUGCUUUCGAUGCAAAGAUGGAGGAGCUGUGAGGAUAUGUGAUUAUAAGGACUGUCUAAAAGUUUAUCAUCCUCAGUGUGUCGAAAAAGAUGACUCGUUUUUGAAGAGCAAAGAUCGCUGGACUUGCAACCGCCAUUCUUGCUUCAUAUGCCAAAGAAUUCCCAAGUUUUAUUGCUUUUGCUGCCCGCAAGCUGUGUGCGGGCGUUGCCUCUGUGAUGCUGAGUUUGCUGUAGUUAAGGGGAGUGAAGGAUUUUGCAAUCAUUGUUUGAAGCUUGCAAUAAUGAUAGAAGAAAAUGUGGAUGUGGAUUCUGAUGGGGGGAGAGUUGAUUUCAAAGAAAGAAAUACGUUUGAGUUCCUAUUCAUGGAAUAUUGGGAAAUAAUAAAAGAGAAACAUGGCUUAUCUUCAGAGCAGGUUUACUCCGCAAAAGACUUAUUGAAGAAUGGUGAGAACCAUACACAUGACUCUGACUUCGAUUUAAACGAAAUUUCUCAAGAAGAAGAAAGUUUUACUGAAUCUGAUGAAGAAAGUGAUGACGACAAUUGGAAAGGUAGAGAAGAAUACGUGCCAGUUGGCAAAAAGAAGAGAUCCAAGGGAAACCAGUGUGCAAUGAAAAGGAAAGCAAAAGCAACGAAAAUAGAGUUUAGAGGAUGGGGGUCAAAAUCUCUCUUAGAAUUCCUCAUUUCCAUCGGGAAAGAUACAACCAAGGAGUUAUCGCAGAAUGAAGUUACCACUAUAGUUUCAAACUACUGUAAAGAACACAACCUUUUUCACCCACAGAAAAAGAAGAUGGUAAUGUGUGAUCCAAUGCUGCAGUCUCUUUUGGGAAAGAAAUCUAUCAAUAUAAAUAGGUUAUAUAACCUUCUGGAUGCCCAUUUUGCUGAGAAUCUUGACUUAACCGAGGAGGAUGAGACUGGCAGUAGUUCUGAAGACAAUGAUAAGAAUCUUAUGGUGACUUGUAAUAGGCAGCCCAAGUUGGUCUCAGAUAGACAACCUCAAAAGACAAAUGUAGUUCCGGGUGUGCGGAAAACCUGUUUUGCUUCCAUAGUUGCUGAAAACAUUAAGCUUGUGUACCUGAAGAGGAGUUUGGUGGAGGAAUUGUUAAAGCAACCUGAGACUUUUGAUGAAAAAGUAGUAGGAAGUUUUGUGAGAGUCAAAUCUGACCCAAAUGAUUAUUCACAGAAAAAUUCUUACCAGCUCUUGCAAGUCAAAGGCACACGGAAAACUUCGAGCAAUGGUGAAAUGAAUACAGAAAUUUUCAUGCAACUUGUCAAUAUGCCAAAAGAUGUACAGGUCUGCGAGCUGUCAAAUGAUGACUUCUGUGAGGAAGAGUGUAAAGAUUUGCAUCAGAGAGUGAAAGAAGGAAAGCUUAAGAGGCCCACUGUUGUGGAGCUUGAACAGAAGGCUAGAUGUCUGCACAAGGAUAUAAUGGAGCGUUGGAUUGCUAGAGAGCUGUCUCUGUUGCAAAAGCGCAUUGACCAGGCAAAUGAAAAAGGAUGGAGGAGAGAGCUUGAGCAAUACUUGGAUAAGAAGCUGCUUCUUGAGAAACCAUCAGAACAAUUCCGAUUAAUAAAUGAGGUUCCAGAAGUAAUUGCAGAUGUAGAAAAACUUGAACCUACUCCUGAGAACUCUCUAAGCCAGGAUCAAACAGAACAUGAUGGAUCACCUGAAUCAGCCCCCAGAGCCAGAUGGUCUUCUCAAACUCCCAGAACUGGUCUAGCCAACAGAACUGUCUACUACGAAAAGGGCGGAACAGAUCCAUCAGAAAAAUUUAAACCUACUCCUGAGAGCUCUCCAAGGAAGGACAAACAAGAAUGUGAUGGCUUUCCUGAUUCAGCCUUCAAAGGGUCCUGUCCAACUCCAAACACUAAUUUAGCCAGUGGAACUUUGUGUCUUCCAAAUGGAGGAACUGAUCCGGCAGAAGUUCGAGGUGGCAUUCGUCAAAAGGAGCACCAAUUCGUUCAAGUGAAGAACAAGUCUCAUAAAGUCUUGUUCUCUGAAGAGUUUAUAAAAAAACCUCUUGAUUUUGCUUCCCAAGGUAAACCUGAUAUCGACCUGCAAGAGCCGCACCAUUUUAGUUCCGGUGUCGAUAUUAAAAGGCAAAGUGAAGAAUGUGUUGAGCAAAAAUUGAAAAAUGAAAGCACAUCCAAAGCUGAGUUAAUUGAGCUAAGCGAUGAUGAUGAAGAUGUACAUGAUGAAGUUAAAGCACCUGCAUCUGAAGACCCAGAUUCUGCACUAUGGCAUUGUAUGAGUCCUCUUGGUGAAACAAGAGGCCCCUAUAAAAUGUCAUUGUUAAGGCAGUGGAACAAUUCAAGUUGCCGUCCAUUGAAAUUCAAGGUUUGGAAGGAGGGUCAAAGCGAGGAAGAGGCAGUGUUUCUUGAUGAUGCCGUUCGUCAAAGUCUUCCCAAUACGUAGAUGUACAGUUGAAAGGCGAUGGGGUGCCAAGUGAUUUUCCAGAGGCUAAUAGGUACGAGUUUUUUUAAGAAAUAGAAGAAAACUUUCUUGUGAAUUAAACUUUCAGCCUUUAGGGAUGAUUAAGCAGACAUGAUAGGGGGGCAAUGUAAGUACCAAAAGCAAAAGUUGGGUAUAUUAUGAAAUGAAAGGAGUAAAAUUAGGAAGAAGGCGAUCAAGUGACAAUUAACCUUGCAGCUUGUUUUGGUUCUAAAAGAAAAGUUACUAAUAUCCGUACAUCAGUUAAAGUUGCA
Molecule: messenger RNA, 3218 nt
Organism: Malus domestica (apple)
Lineage: Eukaryota; Viridiplantae; Streptophyta; Magnoliopsida; Rosales; Rosaceae
Molecular function (GO): DNA binding
Source: RefSeq, a predicted model, not a curated record